CAAAGGCUCGUUUGGCUCUCCAGUUGUACGGUCCUGUACUGAGCGCAGUCUGCUCACGGUCUCUACGGACGCUCCUCUGUGUGGAUACCGUAGCCCGUUUCUUUUUCCCCCUCUUUGGAUUAUAUUCUUCUGAUGGUUUUCAACUCCAACUCGAUGCAUAGAAAUGGGUAAACUGCACUCGAAACAUGCCGCUAUUUGUAAACCGAGGGAGAGCCCAGAAGGCGACAGUUUUGUAGUCAAUGCCUGUUUGGCGAGAAAGGGAAUCGAUGACUGGCUCGUGAAGCAGAAAUACUAUUGCACGAGCUCUCGCCUCGACCAACGGGACUGUCACCACAAGAAUAACUGCGGUUUGACUACACGGGAAUCCAUGGAUGAAGCAUGUGCAGAGGGGAUUGGUGAUGAACACUACCGUUUAGAAGUGGCUUUACCCCCAGAGAAGACAGACAGCUGCUGUGUGGAGGAGAAGAUGCAGGAGAGGGACAGCCAAUCUCCCGCAGGGCCACAGAAACAGCUCCAGUUUGAAGAGUUGGAGUGUGCUGUGUCUGUGGAGGAGGAUAACAGGCAGGAGUGGACCUUCACCCUCUACGAUUUUGACAACAAUGGCAAAGUCACCAGAGAGGAUAUCACCAGCCUGCUCCACACCAUCUAUGAGGUCGUGGACGCCUCCGUCAACCAUUCUCCCAGCAGCAGCAAGACAUUGCGGGUCAAGCUCUCUGUGGCUCCCGACUCCAGCCAGCGGUGGAGGAGUUGCACACAGGGGGCGGCAGACAUGUCCCACCCCAGAGAGAAAAAUGACAAGUGCAUAGAAGACCCCAAGAGUGCAGACAAGAAGACUCGAGCGCUCAUAAGGCGCCACCACAGUGACCACCACACCCAGCCGGGCUGCCAGCGCCACUGUGUGGAUGAGAACCUGGAACGCAGGAACCACUACUUGGACCUGGCAGGCAUCGAAAACUACACAUCCCGCUUCGGAGCUGCCCCCACCACAGAGCCGACGAAGGCGGAACCUCAGACGCGGCUGUCCAACCAGACUCGCUCUCGCUCCCAUGAACCAGAAAAUGGCCACUCCCACCCCCACCACCGCCGCUUGCAAACUGUUGUGGACAGUGUUGGUCCGGACAGCCUCCACCCCGCCCGUAUGCGAGGCCAAGACUCAGGGAAACAUGCCCUCCGCUCUCCUAAGACCCACAGCCGGACACCUCCUGCGCAGAUCAGUGGCAGGGUGAUGAGAAGCCGUGGUGUCCCUCCUCCCCCAGCGCUACCCAGCCAGACUCCCCCUCACCAGUCCACAGCCCCUUACCGCAAGCACAAGCAGCGGUCCAAGGAGAGCCAGGGCUACAGGGCCUUGGGCUCUCUGGCUGCUCCAGGACCAGUGGUGGAGAAGGAGCAGGUGAGAGACCUGCCCAGCGUGCUCCUCUACGAGGGGGGGCUGGCACAAGUGGUGCAGCGACAUGAGCAUCACCACCACCAUGAACACCAUCACCACUACCACCACUUUUACCAGUCCUGAAUUUCCGCCCUGCCUGGGACAGCUCAGCACUCCUGCAGCCUCACAAAACCCAGCCAGGCCAGCAGACGCUGACUGCAGUUAGCCAGGCUACCCUAUAUCGUGCAGUGGCUUUGUAGUGGACAUAGGACAUGGGCUGGACAAGAGGAUUAUGGGAGUGGUGUCCCAGUGCUGAGUUUAUAAAUCAGUGUUAUAAAGAAGUUGGUGGGACAAACAAAAGCUCGGGUAUGCAGCAGGACAGUGAAUCAGGGCCACAGUAUGGCCAGGACUGAGGAUCACGGCUAGGGCUAGAGAGGAGGCACAGUGGGGCAAUCCAAUAAACACCCCAGAAGUUCCUCUCCUCCUGACACUGUAAUCCUCGACCUGAUGAACUCUACGACUCCAAACCAGCACCACAACCUUUCCAGACCACUAAGCCAAAAUGUUUUUAGGGAAAUGGAGGAACCAGAGGAAGAAAGACUGUGACGUAAAGAUGAAAAUAUAUGAAGGAAUAUAGGUAAAAGGAGAGCAGGGCAUAGUGUGUGUGUGAGUGUGUGUGUGUGUGUGUGUGUGUGUGUGUGUGUGUGUGUGUGUGUGUGUGCGCGCGCGAGUGUCACGACACUGGUGUCUGUUAAAAACCACUUGAAGUGCGCUCAUGGGUGCGUGAGUAUUUAAAGCAGGCUGUCAGGCAGGUUUUUGAAGAUGAAAAUGAAGAUUCUGAUUCAAGCAUGCAAUACCCCGUAAGCAAAAAUGGGAAAGAAAAUGUUGAAAUGUUGUAAAGGUAAAAAAAAAGAACAGAAAAAGAACAGAGAUCCCAAAUCUGCUGCUACCUCUAAUUUUAUCCUAAUUGUUGUUGUAAUGACUAAGCAUUCAGAGGUUAUUUUCAAAUUACUUCGAAAACUUUUUUGAAAGCAGAGCAAUUGUGUGGCAAUCUGCAGUAUUGAAGUGUCGAAAAGCUCCUUACUUUUAUUAACUAACAUUUACUGUACAUAGGGUAUAUAUUGUUAUCAAUUUUAUAAGCUUUAUUGAUAAUGUGAUAUCUUUGUAUUCACCAUCUGAAGCUUUUAUGUUUGUUUACCUUCUCAACAGCAUUUUAUUUUAUUUUUUUAAGACCACUAGCAGCCUCAUUUGGACUAGAAAAUGUACAGCUGUAUUACCGUGUCACACUCUCUCUCAUUCUCUCUCUGUUCCAACUGUCUCAACACGUGAUUAGAUGCGUGACUGGAAUCCUGAAUGACUGAAAUCCCAACUCUGGACAGUGCUGCGCAGUAGCUCGACCUCGCGUCACAUACACACUGACUGUCCUCCCUGCUGAUAUCGCGCAAACAUCCAACAAACAAGGAAUUAUUUUUAUAUACGUGGCUGUAUUUAUAACAGAAAUCACUAUACAUCCAUUGUAAAGCUCUUGUCUUGUUCCUGGAGGCCAGUCGGACAUGUCCUCAGUCCCAUGAAACACCUAAAAGCAAAACUAGAGAUGGUGUGAUCUUGACAUCAGUGCAAGAGAAUUCUCCAGUCCAGGCUCAGGCUCGGGCAUAUUAGCAUAAAUUGAAACCCUGUUACAUCCAGCCAGUUAGAGGUUGGUGUAUUCAUUCAUCAGUAUGGAGGUUGUGCCUUUAAGGAGUUUUUUUUAACAGUUUUUUAUGCAGGGAACUGUUUUGCUGAGCUUGCAUGUCAUUUUUCACCUAGGUCCAAGCAGUUAUACAUAAUUCACACCUGGGAGUUGCCCAGCACCGUGGUUUACUUUUUGGACAUUAAUUUUCUGACUUGCAGGCUGGCACUUUCCCUAACUCGUAGCAGCUCCGUUGUCCAACCCCUGGCGCUGGCUGGGGUCACACGGCUGCUCCCUCUGUUUCCAUGGCAUCUUCUUGUCCCCCAGCUGUCAGCAGGUCUUUCACCGUGCCGCCAUGUGGCCUCAGAGCUCAGCCAACGCGGCUCCCAGCAUGGCAUGGGCUCUUUCAGCUGUCCCAUUCCUCUGGUGCUGGAUAACACUGGGCUCGGCCCGCAGUCUCCACUAGAGCCAUAACUCAGCACUGCUGCUGUCCUGCCAGCAUCAGGGACCGUCUGUUCAUCCUAUCUCAUGAUGCUCUAUGGGCGCGGCCAUAAACAUGCAGAUGCAUGUUCCAGGAUAGUUAGUUAGGUUUUAUCCCAGGUGUUCUUGGUUGGCUUUCUUUUUAGCAAUUCCCAGAAUCACAUUUAUAAAUGAACUUAUAAACCUUAUACAUCCACAGUCUUUUGUUAAGGUUUAGGUGUCGUGCUCAAGGGAAGCCUUAUCCAUCCAGAGAAACUGGUAGUUGUUGUGGUUACUAUAUCCGCCAAGCUUGAUUUGUUAGUCUGCCAUAAGCGUGUGCAUGUGUUUGUGAAGAGCAAGAAUGCAGUGUAUGCCAGUCUUGCGCUCAGCCCUGCAGUGCCCUCUCACAGCUGCAGGCCGUCCUUUAGCAGAGGCACCAGUCAGACGGGUCAUCUCACGGGACCUGGCGGUGGAAACGGAGUCAUUCCCUGAGGGGGAUCACAGCUGCGCUCCAUACCACAGCUUCCUCACCUCACACCACUUUUCUCAGACAACAAGUCCUUGCUGCUGGAGCCUUCAUAACACUGUAACUCCUCUGUCAAUGGUUUCCCCUCACCCGAAACAGUGUUGAUACCAGCGUGACUCUCCAAAUAUAAGUAGUAUGUAAAUGGUCUGGUUGUGUGAACGGACAGCAUGGAGGCGACUGUUCGUCUUGCAGGGUGGUCCGAUUUGACAUGGUGAGCCUGAGCUUCUGAAGGAAUUUGGGCGGUAGGCUCGGUCAGAUCCAUAGCCAGGUUGUAAUUUUUUAACUUCUUUUACCCGGACAGAGUUUUACUGAACAGGCAGAACUCCUCUUUUUUUAAAAUCCUGCUUUACAUUCGUAAAAUUACCUGACCUCGUACUAUCUGCCCAGUACAAACACACUUCCUUACUUUUGACUUCAAAGCAGCAUCACUGGAGCAACCGGAGGUGAUGCUGCUUUGCUCGAGAGCACCACAGCACUAUUCGUUGAGAGUUGGGAAAGCAGUUUUUAUAUAUAUAAUGUGUAUAUGUGUGUGUGUGUGUGUGUGUGUGUGUGUG
This is a messenger RNA of Micropterus dolomieu (smallmouth bass), 4574 nucleotides long. It is a transcript of the gene nkd1, whose product is annotated as NKD inhibitor of WNT signaling pathway 1. Gene Ontology annotation, molecular function: calcium ion binding. Gene Ontology annotation, cellular component: cytoplasm. Gene Ontology annotation, biological process: negative regulation of Wnt signaling pathway. The record is from RefSeq and is a predicted model, not a curated record. The coding region runs from base 164 to 1510 and encodes 448 amino acids. The transcript has 10 exons. Lineage: Eukaryota; Metazoa; Chordata; Actinopteri; Centrarchiformes; Centrarchidae.